CCUAGUCUAUACUGUGUACGUUACGUAUCGGGCAUAUGAGUUCUAGGAAGAAGAGGCCGAGGGCAAAAUAUUAAGCGAAAAUAUCAUCGAAGUUUCUGCAAACCGAAUUCCAAGGAGGAAAAUGAAACACCCCAGUGGAUAGAACUUACUCUAAACAACAUAAUUACGGAUCAGAAGAAAGCAUAAAGUUGAGAAACAAGUUUGUUUGCAAGCGUUCAUUCGUGGGCGUGUAUUUCUGGUGGAGAAUAUUUCAUAUUGAAAAACUCUUGACACCAUGUAUGAUCGGGCCCCAAGAGCUUUGACAGAAGGAGCACAAGCAACUGGACCUUUUGUUGGACCAGGUGCUUAUGAUGCCUUUCAACCAGCCCGUGCCAAGAUCAAAUCAGAUGGAUAUGCCCCAUUUUCCUCCAUGGCACCCAGGGAGACAUUCCUGACCGUUCAGGAUGCGGUCAUUGCAGCACCAGGUCCGGGCCACUAUGACCCGGCCGACGCACAACUCAAAAUCACCGGUGGCCGCACACUCGCAAACACAGCCAAAAGGUUCGAGGAGGACGCGUCCACGUCUGUGCUCACCCCAGGCCCUGGGACUUACAAUCUCGCAAAGUCAAGUGAUUGGCUGAAGAAGCAAAUCAAUAAAGAAAAAGAGAUUGUACAAGGACAGCUGAUGACCAAUCGCAUCAAGUUCUCCAGAAAAGUUCAAGCGCCCUCUAUUCCUACUCCUGGCCAGGCCUACGGCUACGAAGAAUCCGAGGAUGGAGUACUCAAGAAACAGGAGGCUCCGCCCAAAGAUAAAUCGUUGGGACCGGCAUUCUAUAAUAUCACAAGUAGCGAUACAAAGGCAACUGCCAAGUACAAGGGAGUCCAUUUUGGGAACCUGACGGCGGCAAGAAUGGACUUCCGAGGCGAAGCAGGACCGGGGCCUGGAGAGUACGACCCUUUUAGCAAAGCUGAGGCUGACGUAGAGAACGUUAACACGGCCAUCACGAAGAGCGGGACCAGCGCGUUUGAGGCCAGGAUUCCUCGUUACCACGAAGUCAUUGUACAAGGAGAAACAAAGAAGGCUGUUCCAGGCCCUGGUAAAUAUACAAUCAACAGCCAGUUUGACAAGAGGCCACCCGCAGUCAACACUGAAGGACUGGAGGUGGAACAUCCUCCCUUCCUCUCACAAGCCAAGAGAUUCCAAGAGAAGGUGAACAUCGUCCCCGCCCCUGGUUCCUAUAACGACCCCCGCCACGCCCUGGAGGCAACCAAUAAACUCAGAGGGCUCAAGAGGAGCCCUUUUGGACAGACGGCUGUGAGAUUUGUACCAGAACCACACAUCAAAAAAACUCCAGGUCCUGGGUCAUACAGCUUCCCCGGUGUGGCCGACAGCAGCAUGAGGAAGGCUUACAUCGAGAGCACGAGGAGAGGAGCGUUCGGAUCGACGUCGGUCCGGAUCAAACCCAUCACCAAGCGCCAAGACUCGUCCCAGCCCGGCCCGUCCCAUUAUCAACCCAAAGAGACUCCCCAGUACAGCAGGUACACCUCCAACAUGUCGGCCAACUUUGCUUCUCAGAGCAACAGGUUGACAUCGCCAGCUCCGGUUACGAUACAGGACAAUCCUCCUCCCGGCUCGUACGAGGUGAGAUCAUCACAUGACUUGUCCCAGGGUAAGAAGGAACCGGCCCCGCCCCGCACGCACGCUGGUAAGAGGAAGAAGGGCUCUUUCAUGUCGUCCACCCGUCGCUUUGCCCCGCCUCGAGAUGUCAUCAUCGAACAACCAAUGUCUGCUAAUCCAGGUCCUGGAACAUACAAUCCAGCAGCCAAGGACACAGUCAAACUCAGUCUGCUUGUUGGGAAGGACCAACGUUUCAGAGAAAUCAGAAAGAACGAUAACCCUGGCCCAGGAACUUAUGAGUUGAGCCCACUCUUGCAAGACACGGUCCUGAAGGGCACCUUCAAUGCUACCCUCAACAACCCCAUAGCACCUCAGCUGGAACUCCACCGGUCCCAAUCACAAGCACUCGGCCAACAAGCCUUCGUACUGGGAGUAUAGGACCACCCCUCUAUGUGCCGUUAGGAUAGUACCUGGAAUUGAAAUGGCAUAUUGUAAGAUGAAAUCUGUGCCUAUUUAAAUCUUGAAAAGAACUUUACGUUGCUGUACAGGGAAGUUGCAAAUGGACAUCAUAUGGUAGUGACGGCCUUGUUUGGGCUCCGUGGAUUGAAUUGUUUUUAUAUGUUGCUAUUGCAUGUAUUUUUACCAAAAUAAAGAGAGAAAAAUUGCAAAUAAUACUGGACCAUUUGUGUAUGUGCCGUUAGAACAGUAUCUGGACUUGAAAUGGCAUAUUAUAUGAUGGAAUCUGUGCCUAUUUAAAUCUUGAAAAGAAGUUUACGUUGCUGUACAGGGAAGUUGCAAAUAGAUAUGAUAUGGUAGUGAAGGCCUUGUUGGGGCUCGAUGAGUGGAACAAGUUGUUUUUAUGUAUUUUAGCCAAAAUAAAGAGAAAACUUGCAAAUAAUACUGGAAAGAUGUGGGGGAGAAGAAUGAUGAUUCUGUAUCUCAGUUCAGUAUUUUGAAAAAAGGGUAAAGGGGUGAGGGAGAGGAGGUUACUUACACAACCUUUCUUCUGCAGGACUGUGCUUCUAAAAUGUAUAAUGGCAAAGUGUAAUGGAUUCUAGCCAUGGUAAUAUGACAGAGAAGAUCGUCUGCUCAGAGCCAGAGGGGUGUUUAAUUACAUUUAUAUUUACUCUUACUCUUACGUGAGCUCUAUAUUCAUCUGUUCCCUUUUCCAAAGUGUAUACGCAUCUUGUUUCAAAAAACAUAAGACCGAGUUGGUCAUUACUUUAUGUCAUCUUUUUCAAAGUGCAUUUUUGAUGACAUAAACUGUAUUCUGAAUAGAGUCUCUUUAUAUGAGAUAAAAAAGUGGUCUUCACAGUGAAAACCUUCAAUACUGUACAAAGUGUGUGCUUUUGCUUUUUUCGUAUCGUGCAUAUAUAGGCCUCUACAGUCUUGCAUUGAGUUUAAUACAAGUAUUACACUUUUGCCAUAACACAGCACUCCGUCCGUUUGUUGUCAAGUUUCCUACCAAAUUCUGGAGAUUCCGUCCAUGUUUCUUCCACGUUCAGUAUUCCGUCUCUCAAAGCAUCCAAGUCUAAUUGAAUUUUGUGUGUGUGUUUAAUACAUGCAGCAUCAUGUAUAGCCUUUUAUUUAUAUUCUAUUAACAGAUAUGAUCAGUACAUAAUCUGUCUUUUAUUAAAGAUGCCGUCCAUUCUAAUCUGCUGCGAUGAUUUGAUACGAUACUUCUGCCAUGCAGUUUAUUUCACAGUAGAAUUUUUUAUAACAUUUCGCAAAUAUGCAAUCAGUAUUACUGUCGAUAUGAGGAAGCUCAUAUCAGAAACCAAUUUUCAUUACAAUGGAUGAUAAUGGCGAUUUUGUUGAUUUUAUUAAAAUACGCAAACUGGAGGCGCAUUGCAUUUGAAUUUCUGAUAUCUUAUCAUCAUUUGUAGGCCCAUAGAUCAAGCAACAUCAACAUAAAAUCUGCAUUAAUUGAUUUUAGUCAAAUUAUAUAUUAUAAUGUUAUUUUACUACAUAUAAAUAUAUCAUUAUACUAUUUUAAUGUCCAAGCAGUAGGGUCUGGGCAUAAAACUCUGUUGCAUAAAACUUAGCAUUGAUGGUAACUUUGCCAUCAGUGGCAACUACCAUGGUAACAGGGCUCAACAGCCAAUCAAAAUCAAGGUUUCCAUGGUAGUUACCAUUGAUGCCAAAGUUACCAUCAAUGGUAAGUUUUGUGCAACGGGCCCUGGUCUUGAACUUUGACGACAACCCCAAAGUGAGCAGUCAGUAAUUAUUGUUAUGAAAUGCGAGUCUAUAAAGUGUAAUUACAUGCUCCUUUAGACCUUUCCUAAGGCAUCACUACAUGAGGUGUAUUCUCAAAAGGAAAUCUGUGUCUUUAUGGAAAUUAUUUAUGUGUUUAUAAAUAUUGUUACAAUUUUCAAUCAUUUUUGUACAUAAAGCAGAUUAUAUC
Messenger RNA from Strongylocentrotus purpuratus (purple sea urchin), 4001 nucleotides. RefSeq names its product sperm-tail PG-rich repeat-containing protein 2 (gene stpg2). The transcript has 10 exons. The record is from RefSeq and is a predicted model, not a curated record. The coding region runs from base 275 to 2035 and encodes 586 amino acids. NCBI's taxonomy places the organism in Eukaryota, Metazoa, Echinodermata, Echinoidea, Camarodonta, Strongylocentrotidae.